AUGGUUCUUUCAUUCAUACUGGUGCAGAACCGCCAGGGUAAGACACGCCUGGCGAAGUGGUAUGCGCCUUAUAGCGAUGAGGAGAAAAUAAAACUCAAGGGCGAAGUUCAUCGCCUUGUCGCUCCCAGGGAUCAGAAGUAUCAGUCCAACUUUGUUGAGUUCAAGCGGAGUACAAAGAUUGUAUACCGGAGAUAUGCAGGGCUGUUCUUCUGUGUGUGCGUUGACGCGACGGACAAUGAGCUAGCCUAUCUAGAGGCUAUACAUUUCUUCGUCGAGGUCCUGGACCAGUUCUUUGGCAAUGUCUGCGAGCUGGAUCUGGUGUUCAACUUUUACAAGGUAUAUGCGAUUCUUGAUGAGGUGUUUCUCGCGGGCGAAAUCGAGGAAACAAGCAAACAGGUUGUGCUUACGAGGCUGGAACACUUGGAUAAGCUAGAGUGA
Molecule: messenger RNA, 438 nt
Organism: Aspergillus pseudoviridinutans
Lineage: Eukaryota; Fungi; Ascomycota; Eurotiomycetes; Eurotiales; Aspergillaceae
Product: AP-2 complex subunit sigma
Exons: 5
Coding region: 1-438 (145 amino acids)
Biological process (GO): protein transport; clathrin-dependent endocytosis
Cellular component (GO): AP-2 adaptor complex; intracellular membrane-bounded organelle
Molecular function (GO): clathrin-cargo adaptor activity
Source: RefSeq, a predicted model, not a curated record